Messenger RNA from Gamsiella multidivaricata, 2666 nucleotides. RefSeq names its product exocyst complex protein. The transcript is spliced from 12 exons. Gene Ontology annotation, biological process: exocytosis; Golgi to plasma membrane transport. Bases 79 to 2604 code for a protein of 841 amino acids. The record is from RefSeq and is a predicted model, not a curated record. Gene Ontology annotation, cellular component: exocyst; cytoplasm. Lineage: Eukaryota; Fungi; Mortierellomycota; Mortierellomycetes; Mortierellales; Mortierellaceae.
CCCUUGCAUCAUCAACGUUUCGCCAUCGACUCAAGGAUAAGUCCAUAUACCAUCGCUGGGGAACAAUACUAAACAGCCAUGGCGCCACCACGAAUGCCUCGACCUUACGAGCUGAACCCGGACCUGAAAGCGACGCUUCGCGUAGAGUCAUUCCAAGGCACGUUCAGCUCAAAGGCGUUUAUCGAGAAGCUGUCGAGCGGAAUUAUCGCCACGCGCAUCAAAGAAAACUCCAAUACAUUCGACCCAAAGCCGUUUAUCCGCACUUUCGAGAGCUCGCUGGAGGAGCUUGAGAAGCUGGCGAGCAAGAUGCAGAAGCACACAAUCGAAUUAGAGCGAGAGACACAAAAGGAAGAGUUGGCGUUCAAGAAGCAAGUCAAGGAAUUAGGCCUUGGUUUUGAUGAUGUUCAAUCAAGUUUGGAGAGUCUAGAGUCUCGUAUUAGCGAAGUUGGAAGCACAGCAAUCCGUAUCGGUGAAAAACUGGAAACGGCUGAUAGUCAAAGAGCGAGAGCGGUUCUAUCAAAAAAGCUAAUGGAGUACUUUAUGCAGUUCAACGAAGGACGGUGUCCGACUCUGGAAUCGCUCAUGACUCAGCAGGGACUUGAUGGGCAGAUUGAGGCAGCAAGGAUUCUUAGACAGCUUGCUAUUCUCGCCAAGGAAGUAGACCUGCCCGACACACAGGUGGCGCGAGAAGGGAUUGAAAAGUUCAGGGAACAGUUUGAGACCGACAUGUUGUCCUCCUUCGACAAAGCAUACAGACAUGCGGAUCCCAAGGUCAUGGCGCAUUGUGCCAAGGCGUUGCUAGAAUUCAAUGGUGGACAUUCCUGCGUACAAAUUUACGUCAAUCAGCACGAUUUCUUCAUGUUGCAUUCCAAAGUCAAUGAAAGUACGCCUGUGGAAGGCCCAGACCAAGAGAACCUCGCAAAUCCAGUGGCGGCCAUCCCACCAAUUGACGCAGGCUUGAUCAAACUAUACGACGACAUUCGCACAACGGUUGAGCAAGAAGCAGAGAUUAUUUCGAUGGUCUUCCCAAACCCCGCAGCAGUGUUUCAAGUCUUUAUCCAGCGGGUUUUUGGCCAAUCGAUUCAACAAUUCAUCGAGACACUCUUGGAAAGAGCACAAGCAAAAUCGACGCUCGCCUAUCUCAGGACCCUUUCAUCCAUUCACGAGCAAACCGUCUUGCUAGUCGAGGACUUGAAAAAAUGCGAGGAUACCUUAAAGGUCGGCGUCAACACUAAUGUCAAGGGAUCCAACGUCUCCGUCACUACACAGCCACUUGCACAAACUCUGGAUCGCUGCCUCGACGAUCUUUUUGUCCCCUACCUCGAGAGUGACCGAUACCAGGAAAAGGAGUUACAGUCGCUCUGUGAAAUUUAUGACUCUAUGCUUGCCAAGUUCACAGCAUACCAGCUUCAACGCCGAGGCGGCAACAAAUUCAGGGCUAUCAUCACCCGCACGUUCAACCAGAUCAUUGACUCUUCCAACAAUCGCCAAUCACUUCCACCUGUGGUCCAAGAGAACUUUGCUACCGUCAAGAAUCCCGAAAAAUACCAGAACAUGCAAGUCUCGGACGACGACGGUAAUCUCUCGGUAGAAGUUGUUAUCAAGCUGCUCAAAAUCCACGCAGAAAGUGUUGUCAGGAGUGUGGGAUUGCUGCCUGUAUCCGGAAGGCCAAAAAACACAGCAGUGCUGUUUCAGCUGCUGAAUGACUAUAUCGGCAUGCGUUACAUUGAUGCUGCACUGGACUCGGCACUGGAAGACUUAUCAGCAAUGGAUCCCAAGUUUCCUCCCGAUAUGAGGCCCAUGAAGCGCGUCAAGCUUGUGAGCGGCAUUGUUCAUUUGCUUCAGAUGCAUUUCCAAACCACUAUUCUACCACUUACGGUGCCCUCACCGCAAGUGUACCGCGAGACAGUCAUUCAGAAGAACAAGCUGAUGGCUAAUGUAGAGUUUAAGGCGAAUGCCACGAUACAAAAAGAAAUCGAUGUGAUCCUGGCCUGGUUGGAAACCUGUCUGAGCCGCCAGCGUCGUACUGAUUUCAAGCCCAAGGACGACGAGAUUGACUUGACAGGACUGGCGACAAAACCUUGCAUGGACUGCUGCGAGUUCUUGAGGCGGAUGUAUGAUAUGAUCCGCAAGUACUUUGAUGGCAAGAAUAUCGAAAUGUUUUGCACAGAGAUUGGCAUCGCCUUCCAUGGGAUGCUUCUGGAGCACUUCAAAAAGUUUUCGAUCAGUCCGGUAGGAGGAGUCCUGCUCACGAAGGAUAUUGCGAAGUACCAAGAGUCCGUGAAGGCAUGGAACAUUCCAUCACUUAACGAGCGGUUUGAGAUGUUACGCCAGCUCGGUAAUGUGUUCUUGGUCAAGCCAGAAAUUUUGCCCUCUGUCCUCAACGAAGGAUACCUUGCCAAGGUCGAUUUCAAGAGUUUAUACCCGUAUCUUCAGAUGCGCGUGGAUUUCAAGACGUCCAAGAUCGAUAAGCUGUUUGAGAAACUCAACUUAAGUGUGGCAGAUGGCUCAGGAUCCAGCAGUGGAAACGCUAACACAGCCAGCAGGAUGGCAGCAUUAGAGGACUUGACAGGGGCCAAGUUCCUAAGUUAUUCAAUGCGAUAGACACACAGAAGACUACAGCUUUGGUAGCUGUCAAGUAAUAUACAUUUGUAAAAGUCGAGCUG